This is a messenger RNA of Cygnus olor (mute swan), 1055 nucleotides long. It is a transcript of the gene FAM237A, whose product is annotated as family with sequence similarity 237 member A. NCBI's taxonomy places the organism in Eukaryota, Metazoa, Chordata, Aves, Anseriformes, Anatidae. Bases 4 to 555 code for a protein of 183 amino acids. The record is from RefSeq and is a predicted model, not a curated record. The transcript is spliced from 2 exons.
ACAAUGGAUCUUGGUAACAGAGGGAGGAGAAUCCACUACAACAUGAGGCUCACCUGCUCUCUGCUAAUCAUGGGAGUGUUCUGUGUGACACCUUUCCUCUGCCAUAGCCAAAUUGAUCCACUGGCUCUUGGGCGAGCAGACCCUCAAUGCUGGGAAUCCUCCUCAGCUGUCUUACUGGAAAUGAGGAAGCCUCGUAUUUCUGACUCUGUCAGUGGCUUUUGGGACUUCAUGAUCUUCCUGAAAUCAUCAGAGAACUUGAAACAUGGGGCUCUGUUCUGGGACCUGGCUCAGCUCUUCUGGGAUAUCUAUGUGGACUGUGUGCUCUCCAGAACCCAUGGCCUAGGAAGAAGGCAGCUUGCAGAAGCUGAGCAGAAGAUCACUACUCUACAUUCCCAGUACACAAAGAGAAACCAAGGGACAUUUUCUCAUAUUCAGAGGUCACCAGUUCUGAAGAAGAAAGACAUGUUUGAAGAUUUAAUAAAUAUACACGUGCGUAAGAGUAGAUCUACAUUACUUGGAAGAAUCAUUGGAGAGCUAGGGAAAAAGAGGAAAUGACACAUUUACUUCAAGAUCUCAAUCUGUAGAUUUUUUUUUUGAACUGUUUCUCUUGGAUUUUUGCAUUUUAAUCCUCAGUGAUGUUAAUUUACAUAGUAGUAGCCAUUCUUCCACCAUGAGCACUGUAUUUCUGAUUAACUUUGUGUGUUUGUUAUUUUUGUUUGUUUUUUACACUGCCUAUGAAUUUAGUCUCCUUAAUAAACUGCAUGGUUUAUAAGCAGUUGCCUACUUUAAUCUGUAUGUAUAUCAGGCUUUUUGUAAUGCAUGUGACCUACUCAAACCAUUAUAUUUUGGGUGCCAAAACAGGAAACAACUGAUCCUCCAAUAACAUAUAGACAAACAGAGCAGAAAGCUGCCAUAAACCUCCACCAGCUCCAGGACAGGAUUUGAGCUGAGGUGGUGAUGUUUUACUGAGUGCAGUUAUAUACACAUGCAAAUCAACUGCUGCCGAAAGACACCAUCCUGCUAAAGUAGUAUGUAUUUUUAUAUUAAAAAUAUCU